This is a messenger RNA of Betta splendens (Siamese fighting fish), 2185 nucleotides long. RefSeq names its product basic helix-loop-helix transcription factor scleraxis. Gene Ontology annotation, biological process: developmental process; regulation of transcription by RNA polymerase II. Lineage: Eukaryota; Metazoa; Chordata; Actinopteri; Anabantiformes; Osphronemidae. The transcript has 2 exons. Gene Ontology annotation, molecular function: protein dimerization activity; RNA polymerase II transcription regulatory region sequence-specific DNA binding; DNA-binding transcription factor activity, RNA polymerase II-specific. The coding region runs from base 222 to 812 and encodes 196 amino acids. The record is from RefSeq and is a predicted model, not a curated record.
CCACCUGUCCUGCCUUCUCCGCGUCGCGCUGGCGACCCAGAAACGAGCCGUCAUUCACUGAAUGGCAUGCCUGCCGCCGGCGCGCGCCUCCUCGGUCACCGGAUCGGCGGCAGCUGCUCGGCCCCCGCUGCUAUUUUCAACCCCCAGGAUAAAGCAAUGUGCAGCCGCCGCCCGCACGAACCCAGCAGCUUCACAGACACGAGCGCGGAGUCAGAGUCAGGAUGAAGUCCACGGGUGGCACCGCGCAGCCUGACGGAUUUGCCUCCGAACUGGACGACACGGACAGCGACAGCGACAGCUCCGACGCCAAGUCCGUCGGCGGCGGCGGCGGCGGCAGCCCGCGCGCGGCGUCGCGAGAACCCGCGGGAGGAGAGGCCGGGGCCGCGGGCGCGUCCAGGCGGAGAAGGCGGCGCAGGCUCGGCGGCGACGGGGGAGGACGAGGCGGCGGUGACGCGCGCUUCCCCGGCGUCAACAAACAGAGACAGGCGGCGAACGCGCGCGAGCGGGACAGGACGCACAGCGUGAACACCGCCUUCACGGCGCUCCGCACGCUCAUCCCCACCGAGCCCGCCGACAGGAAGCUGUCCAAAAUAGAAACCCUGCGACUGGCUUCCAGCUACAUCUCGCACCUGGCCAACGUGCUGCUGCUCGGGGAGGACUGCCGCGACGGGCAGCCGUGCCUCCGCUACCGCGGCAUCCUGCACGGCGGCGCCGCGCUCGGCGCCACGUCGCUGCGCCCCAUCUGCACGUUCUGCCUCAGCAACCAGAGGAAGCUGUUUAGAGAUGGAGGGAAACACUCGGCUGCUGUAUGACACCAGGCCUGGACGAUGGUGACACGUGGAGCGCAUCCGUGGACUGUGUGUAUGUUGGAUUAGACAGGAUUAAGACUGAAAGGCACUUUCCGUUCACGCCCGUGUGCUUCACAGACUGUGUUUUGGUUGAGUCGAAACCCGAAACGAUGUGUAAAGUUGCACCUGACGGGGCUGGGCUAUUUUAGUCUACACGAAUAGUACAAAUCCCCAACUAGCCACUAGCCCCCCCUCCAUAAAAAAGCCAUGUUGCCUUCAGGCACACGAAGGUAACUGAGGAGCAGCCUCUGCAGCGGUUGCUGUCCCUUUUGUGGCGUUUAAGCUGCCCUUUACCUUAAAUGCCAGAAAUAUUACAAUAAUGGAGAGAAACCAAUGCUGCCCCUAGCGGUCAGGACUACGAACUUCAACAACAGCUGUGAUCUGCUCUAUUUUAAAGCCUUUGUUGUACUUGUACAUUACGUUCCGACGUAUUAUUGGUUAGUAUUUAUGCACAUUAGAGGUUGAUAAUUAAUCAAAUACGUCUUGAACUGAGGUUUUGUCAAGUGGCUAUCGUUGGUCUGCCCUGUGGUCAUUUUAUCAUAGGUUGUUUGACAAUGACAAGCAAAAUGUAAUGUGCACAGAGGUGAGCUCCUACAAAAUCUGUGAUUUCCAUUUUUGGUGGCCAUAUUGUCAAAGGUCAGGUAUGGUUUAGAUCUGGGACCACACCAAAGCGAGCCAGAUCUCACAGAGUGGGAAAAUCAGAAAUCAAGUCCAGAUUUGAUUUUGUCCAUUAAAAGCACGUGUCACUUGGUAGGAAAAUGGUAUGAUUUUGGCCACUUCAGCUGUAACGUACUUGCAGCCUUAAAUGUAACUGAAGUCAAGGAAGGAUUUAGAUUUUUAUCAAAGCCCAAACUAAAGGGAUAUCAAAACCUGAAAAAAUAAUUAAAGACAAAAAUAAACAGUAAAUAACUAGAAGCACCAGUUCACUUCUUGGAUUUCAGUACAAUGUUGAGAAACAUACUUUUUUUUUUUUUAAACUUUUGACCUUUGUUUGAACUCUUGAUCAAUGUCUCACAAUGAAAUGUUUACCUUUGCGUUGUUGCACAAUCAAUCUCACCUUAAAAGCAUGAAACUGUGAUAUUUGUGAGUACAUGCAUUUAGUUGCCUUUUGCACUUAUUUGGACAGUAUUAUUUACAGCCACCUGAAUUUCACAGACCUACCACAGAAAUGUAGCACACUACCUCAAAGCCAUGUCUCAAACACAAAUAACUACUUCUAAAUGACUGUAUUUAAAUGUACUUGAAUGCCUGACAACUGUGUACUUUGCACAUUGCAGAUACUAAAAAGCUGCUUCAAGAGAAAUGUAUUUUUGUAUAAUAAAACCAAAUAGAUUGUA